Molecule: messenger RNA, 1326 nt
Organism: Cyphellophora europaea CBS 101466
Lineage: Eukaryota; Fungi; Ascomycota; Eurotiomycetes; Chaetothyriales; Cyphellophoraceae
Exons: 2
Coding region: 1-1326 (441 amino acids)
Source: RefSeq, a predicted model, not a curated record
AUGCGAUGGCUUCCGCUCGCCUGCUGGGGCCUCUCUUUUAAUCUGGCAGCAGCUCAGACCCAGUCUCAAGGCGACGCUGAGGCCGACUCGCAGGGCGUUUGUCGCGAACUGGUCGAGAGCGGGAACGCCACUGGCUCGUCAGGGACAGUUGACAACGGCGUCGGCGUCUGGAGAGUCAGCGUCCAGUCCAACUAUAGUGCGAACUCCCUGACUCCUCUGGAGAAUGUCACUGAAGAAGAGUCCUUCGGUGCGGUCGCGAGCCUUUGGCUGGAUCCUUCCCCGAGCAUCGAUCUGAAUUGGGUGCAAUCUUUCAGUGCAUGUGCUUUCGUCUUCAGAUACCUUCCGGAAAACACCAUUCGACGGGGUCAAGACGACGAUGGUUCGUGCGAACAGACGCUAUCCAGGAAGUGCGUCCAGCAGUUGAGUGAACGCGCCGAGGAGACCGCGUACUGGCUCGUUGCAAAUCCAACGGUGGGACCCUUUAGCAACCUCACGCCUCCAAUCCUGAGUCCCAUCUGCCAACAAAUCAGCAACGCCUUCGGCCAACCCGGCAGCUCCCACUACCCAAUGCCCCCCGCCUGUCGUCCAUUGUUCCAAUACAGCGAGGAACAAACCGAACUGCACAUCGACACCCACUUGCUGACCGACAACACAACCAAACCGACUAACUGCUCCCUCUAUCAGACCUCUGAACAACGUCCCGCCAGCGUCCUCAACGGCUACAAUAGCCCCCCGGGACUCUCGUACACUGAUGCCUCCCCGCCGGCUGAAGCCUACGACGAACUCGUCCACCGAGUCUGGCCCGUGCUCACCGUGCUCUUUCCCCCGGCCAACAACUCACGGCAGGCUUCCAUCGUCGCUGCCAGCUCCUCCAUGUCAUGCCUGCGCGCCAACAACAUUGCGCAAGGCAGUCGAGUGCCUCCGCCGCUACCGGACGCGGACCCCGUCAAUUGGCCGGGCCCGCUGUCCAAGGCCGAGAUUGCCGGUAUCGUCGUGGGCACUGUGGUUGGUGUCGCUCUCCUGGCUGGACUGGCGUGGUGGUUCUGGCGGACACGGAACCGGCAGCGGAAGUGUGUCGCUGGUGGUGGUGGUGGAUUGUCCAGCGAUACGGACAGCCAGAAAGCUCUGGGAGAUGGCAAGGAUUCCUCGCACCUCAAAGCUGGCGGGGAGAGGUUUGAGAUGGAUAGUAAGCAGAUGGACGCCUAUUCCAGUGCCAAGGUGGAGGAAAUGCCGGCGUGCGAGCCGGCGGCGGGGGAGCUGCAGGGCAGCACGGUGCCGGCGCAGGAGAUGAUGGGUAGCGUGCCGAUGGUCGAAAAGAAGUCGUAG